This is a messenger RNA of Naegleria lovaniensis, 3843 nucleotides long. RefSeq lists its product as uncharacterized. The coding region runs from base 1 to 3843 and encodes 1280 amino acids. Gene Ontology annotation, biological process: potassium ion transport; transmembrane transport. NCBI's taxonomy places the organism in Eukaryota, Heterolobosea, Eutetramitea, Acrasida, Naegleriidae. The record is from RefSeq and is a predicted model, not a curated record. Gene Ontology annotation, molecular function: monoatomic ion channel activity. Gene Ontology annotation, cellular component: membrane. The transcript is spliced from 6 exons.
AUGACAACAUUGGCAUUACCAACAACCAAUGUUUCAAUGUCACCAACAACGAGUAAUACCUCAUCGGAACUAAAUAUUGUAACUUCUAACGAAAAAACAAAUCAACCAUCAUCACAGUCUCCAUUUUAUAAAUUAAAUGAAUCUCCAAAUUCUUACGAGAAAUUAGAUAGUAGUAACGAAAGGAGAAGGGUUCGCUUUUCCGAUCGUAACUUGUCCAAUUCUCAAGUGGUUGGAAAUAUGAGUAAGGCCAUCAGUAAUAGUACUCUUCAAAAGUCAGCGAAAGAAAAUUCAAACGUCUCUGUAAAUAAUAUUGCAAGUUAUGAAUCUAGAAAGAGAACCAAGAAUAUUUGGCGUACAAGACUGAAAGGAAUAAUCUUGGAUUUGGAAGUUUUUCAAACCGUUCUAUCAAUCUUAUCUGCUGUAUUUUUCAUCAUUUCAUCGUAUAUUCAAAUUGACGUUGAUGGUAGACUGUUCGCCUUGGUUGUUUGUGAUUUAAUAUUUUCUUGCUUUUUUAUUGUGCUGUUUAUUGUCAAUUUUCUACUUGCAAAGAACAAAAUUUUAUUCUUCAUAACACCACUCUCUAUUUUGGACUAUGUGACGGUAGUUCCAUCAUUAACAAUUACUGUCAUUUCAUUUACCCAGGAUUCAUUCAACAGUCAAUCUUAUGCCUUCGUCGGUUUGCUAAGAGUUCUAAGAUUGUUGAGGUUAAUUCCAAUUACAAAAAAAAUUUCAUCCAAAGGAGAAAUCAAUUCUGUUAUUGCCAAAGUUAUUGAACUUGCCUUAACGGUGGCUUGCUUUCUUGUUAUAUUUUCAGGAUUUUUUCAAUGGUUAGAAAAUUAUUUUGGAGAUAGAACAAUUUAUUUUCAUGAUGCUCUAUAUUUUAUUGCCAUCACUCUCGUCACAAUUGGUUAUGGUGAUAUUUCUCCAUCCAAUGUUGCUUCUAGAUAUGCAGUAAUACUAUUUUUCCUGAUCGGUGUCACCAUCAUUCCCAUCCAAAUUUCUCAAAUUUACGAUAUUGUAACAAGUGAAAAAAGUAUUUUUAAGGUAAAGAACUUUACUCUGAAAAAUCAUACCAUUGUCAGUGGAAGCUGUAGAAUUGACGAAGCCGUUGAUUUUAUUAAGGAAUGUUUUCAAAGAAGAAAGAAAAAAAUCAAAAGAGUCAUUCUCAUCUUUAAAAACGAGAAUUUUUGCAAACAUUUACUCGAAAGCUUGAAAAAGACUCCGUAUCGAAGCAAGAUUUAUGUCUAUUGUGGAGACAUAAUGGAUUUUGAGACCAUGAAUUUGUUAAAGCUGCCUCAAUCCAGAAACGUCUUUCUGUUGAACAGCCCAAAAAUUGGAAACGCAAGAAAACAAGACACGUCCAUCAUCAUGACCACAAUUGCGUUAAGAAACUUCAACAAGUCGUUGAAAGUAUAUGCCCAAAUUAAUUUAAUGGAAUCUAAACCAUAUUUAAUUCGAGCAGGUGCCAAAGUGAUCAUUUGCAAUGAAAUUUUAUGCACCAAAAUUCUCUCUGCAUCAGUAUCAUCCUGUGGUUUCACUACCUUCUUAUUUAAUUUGCUCAGUGGAGCAGAGAUUACAUUAUUUUCCAAGAAUCGUUCAAAAACAAGUAUUUCAGGAGAUUUUCAAAAUGCAAUCAAUAUGCUCGAUAAUGAGAGUAAAUGGAUUGCUGAGUAUGCAGAAGGUUUAAAUUGUGAGAUCUUUAGAGUGAAAUUUAGUCCAGCAUUCUACAAUAAUCUAUUCAUUGACGCAGCUAAAUUACUAUUAACUACAUUGGAAGUUGUGGUAUUUGCACUUGAAGAUACCAAUGGGAAAAUAUUCAUCAAUCCAUCUCGAUAUUUAAUCAAGGAAGGAGACCAAUGUUUUUGCCUUGCCAAAAGUUUCAAACACGCUCAAGAAGUUGAAAAUUAUCAGUAUACAGAAAACGAAGACAAUUCUCACUCUAAAAAGAAGUUGAAAUCUUCAAAACCAUUUUUAUAUUCUAAAACAGCAAUAGAUAACUUGGGCGACGAUUUCCUUGACUUCAACUAUGUAGAAUAUACCACAAAGGAGCAAAUGAAAUUUGAAGAAAGUUCACAAAGCGAAAAAGAAAUUAUGAAAAUAUCAGAGAAACAAAUCGAUAAUCAGAAUCGAAAACAACUUGCAAGGAGAUCACGAAUUCUUGAGCCAACAUUUAAAAAAGAUGUCAAAACGAGGAAACGAUCUGGAAGCAGCUCUGAACCAAAGAUAGUAGACGUUUCAUUAUUGAGAAAAGAUGAAGAAAUUACAGAGGAUGGAAUCAGACACGCCCAUUUGGAAGUGUUAUUGAAAUUGCUGUCACCAGACGCUUAUUUCAUAGAGAAGAGACAGUAUUUAAAACAAAUUAGGGAUACACUUUCACCAGAACAGAGUCGAGUGGAAGAACAGAAAUUCUUUUCAAACGUCAUUAAUAACUAUGGCUUGUUACAAGCACCAAGAUCAAAAGAAGAAUUUCUCAUUACCAGUUAUCAAGUGCCGAUUCUUAUUAAGGACCAUAUUUUGAUUUUAGGCGAAUUCCAACAGCCAGCAAUUAUAUGCUCAGUAAUUAGAUCCAUACAACGAAAGAACAGGCUUACACCCAUUGUUUUCAUGUCACAUCUAGUAGACAAGUACUUUAAUUAUCUCUAUGAACGAUUGAAAUUCUUUUCACAUGUUUAUUUCAUUCAGGGAAAUCCAAUGAAACACUUUGAAUUAAGAAGAGCUGGUUAUCAAUUUGCACGUACCAUACUGUACUUGACACAGGAUGAAAAAAUUAUUAAUUUAAACGAUCAUACCUUAUCCGAAGAAAAAGAGGAUCAAGAAACAGAAUAUUCCAUUGACGCAGAAGCCAUCAAAUUAGCAUUAGGAAUUGAAGCAAAUUCCGAGGGAAACAAGUGUUAUUUAUUGGAACUUGCCAAUCGAUCCAAUUUGAAAUUCAUUCCUCAUGAAGGUGUUGGAACCUUUGAGAAAACAAGAUCUCUCCAAGAAAAAGGAAUUAUCGAACAUAAUUUGGAUGAUAUUGAUUUAUUUUGCUUAUUUUCUGAUCUUCACAUCUCAAGCAAAAUAUUUCCUUCUUCUUCCUUUUUGAGUCGACUCUUAGCUCAAUCCUUUCACAACAAGAGAGUGGUAGAUUUAAUUGAUCAAAUGUGUGCCGAUGAAUUUUUAGCAGGUGACUCUCAAUCUGUUGUUUUUGAAGUUCCUGUACCUCCAAUGUUUGUUUCAGGUUCUGUUUUUGAAUUGGUGACCACAUGUUUUGACAAUGACCUUAUUCUUCUCGCUUUGAGUCGAGAGAAACCCUUUUCAUCAGAGGCAUCCAUUUCUCAUCAUCAACAACAACCACAACAUCAACAACAACAACACCACAACAACAGGUACAUUUACACCAAUCCUUCAUUUUCAACCAUUUUACGAUCCUCUGACAUUCUUUUUCUAUGUGGUCAUAAAAAUGAUUUUACCAAAUUGUCACAACAAUACAAAGACACACAUCAUUUCCCAAACACUACCACCAUGAUGACACAUCAGCCACACGACACUACUGAAGUCAUUGUUGAAAUUCAUUCAGAUGAAGAACAUGUGGAAAGAAAGAGGCCAAAGAGUUGUGAAAUACCUGUUGUUUCUCCAACACUUGGAGAGAAUCUACUUAUAGAAGGUUCUUCUUCUUCUGAAUUGAUACAUUCUAUAUCCGUUCCAACCAGUAGUACGAGGAUUAUGGUUGGUCCAACUGUCAUGGAUGAUGACAGAAUUAUUUCACUUCAGGAUGAGGACGAAGAAGAUGGACAAACACCACACCGUAUGACUUUUGGUGAAUUAUUGAACAAACAUAAACCACAUACUGAAAAGGACCAAUAA